AAGCCCAAAAUGUCUUCUGAAGCUAAAAGACUUUUCAACAUCAUUAUUUUGGGGCUCUCGUUUAUGUUUAUAUUCACUGCUUUCCAGACAUGUGGAAACAUCGCGCAAACUGUUAUCACAAAUUUAAACAGCACAGACUUCCACGGCAGUGGCUACACAAGCAUGUCCAUUAUUUAUGGAGUAUUCUCUGCAUCAAAUCUUCUCUCACCUUCAGUGGUUGCAAUAGUAGGACCUCAACUCUCCAUGGUUGUUAGUGGCAUAUUUUAUAGCCUAUAUAUUGCAGUCUUUAUCCAACCUACUACAUGGGCUUUCUACACUGCUUCUGUUUUUAUUGGCAUUGCAGCUGCUGUCCUCUGGACAGCACAGGGAAAUUGCUUGACUGUAAAUUCUGAUGAAAACACCAUUGGAAGGAACAGUGGAGUAUUUUGGGCACUCCUGCAGUUCAGCUUGUUUUUUGGAAACCUCUAUAUAUACUUUGCUUGGCAAGGAAAAACUCACAUAUCAGAGAGCGAUCGCAGAACUGUCUUCAUUGCUCUGACUGUUAUCAGUCUUGUGGGCACAGUUUUGUUCUUUCUGAUUAGGAAACAAGAGGACACAAAAACUCCAGGGGAGGAGGAUUCUGCUAAUGAAAUCCUGGGGGACAGCUCGUCUGCACACAACAGGAUGCUGAGAGCAGUGGCUGCCUUCAAGAAAUCUAUUACACUGAGCUUCACGAAAGAAAUGAUGCUUCUCAGUGUCACAACAGCCUACACAGGUUUGCAAUUAACAUUCUUUUCUGGAGUGUAUGGAACAUGCAUUGGUGCUGUGAACAGGUUUGGCAGCGAAGAGAAAAGCCUCAUUGGUCUCUCUGGUAUUUUUAUUGGUGUUGGAGAAAUCUUGGGUGGAGGAAUCUUUGGUUUGCUGAGCAAGAACAGUCGCUUUGGCAGGAACCCAGUGGUGAUGUUGGGCAUCCUUGUCCACUUCAUAGCCUUUUAUUUAAUUUUUUUCAACAUGCCAAAUGAUGCUCCUAUUGCUCCUAUGGAAGGAACAGAUGAAGUUGCUUAUAUGAUUCCAAGCAAAGAGGUGGCCAUGCUCUGCAGCUUCCUGUUGGGGCUGGGGGACAGCUGCUUCAACACUCAGCUCCUCAGUAUCUUGGGGUUCCUGUACUCAGAAGACAGUGCUCCUGCCUUUGCCAUCUUUAAAUUUGUCCAGUCCAUCUGUGCUGCAGUUGCCUAUUUCUACAGCAACUACUUCCUCCUGCAGUGGCAGCUCCUGAUCAUGGUGGUCGUGGGCUUCUUUGGGACAAUUACCUUCUUCACAGUGGAGUGGGAAGCAGCAGCAGCUCUUGCUGCCCGUGGCUCAGACUACAGCAGCAUUUGA
Molecule: messenger RNA, 1359 nt
Organism: Acanthisitta chloris (rifleman)
Lineage: Eukaryota; Metazoa; Chordata; Aves; Passeriformes; Acanthisittidae
Gene: MFSD11
Product: major facilitator superfamily domain containing 11
Exons: 13
Coding region: 10-1359 (449 amino acids)
Source: RefSeq, a predicted model, not a curated record